GUCUCAUCCAUUCUGGGCCUUGUCUCCUUCAGGUGCUCGGCUUCGACUCCACUUGGUCUCCGCCGGAGGCAGUCGCCGAAGGAUCUUCGGAGUCCGGUGCGUUGCAAUGGCGCAUCGAUGGGAAGCAGGUUCUCACACUGACGCUGACGGCCCCGCAGAAGAGAAACACUCUGAGUGUGGAGGUGCUCUCCGCCCUGCAGGAGCGACUCAAAGCCGUGAAGGAAGCAGAGCGCGGUCGUGUGCGGGCGGUACUACUGCAGGCGCAGGGCAACGUCUUCAGCUCCGGCCACGAUUUCGGCGACUUUGCGGCCGAGAAAGGCCGGCAAGCCCAUGAGAGGACUCUGAAGAUGUGCUCCGAGGUGAACAUGCUGCUGCAAGAGAUCCCACAGCCCACCAUCGCCGUGGUGCAAGGGCUGGCGACCGCUGCGGGGUGCCAACUGGCGUGUUCGUGUGAUCUGGUCCUUGCUGCGGAUUCCGCAGCUUUUCAGCUGCCUGGCGCGGCGUCGGGUGGAUUCUGUCACACCCCGGCCGUCUCGGUCGCUGCUAGGGCAGCCUCCCUGCGCUUCGCAGUGGAAAUGGCGCUGCUGGCUGAACGAGUUCCUGCGCAGCGCGCCGAACGCAUGGGCCUGGUGAACCGCGUGGUACCCCGAGUCGCUUUGUUCCAAGAGGCACGGGCCAUGGCUGAAAAAAUCGCUGCCAUCGAGCCCGAGAACCUCCAGCGAGGGAAGCUGCUUCUCUACGAGCAGGCGGCCAAGGCGACGCUAGCAGAGAAGUAUGAGACGACAGAGCCUGCCAUGCUCGACAUGUUCGCCUCCGAUGCCUCACAGGCAAACGUCAAGAAGUUUGUGAAGCCGGGCAAGUGA
Molecule: messenger RNA, 863 nt
Organism: Symbiodinium sp. CCMP2456
Lineage: Eukaryota; Dinophyceae; Suessiales; Symbiodiniaceae
Source: the annotation of a GenBank genome assembly